AUGGGCGCAAUCCGCAGGCAGCUGCUGAGGAGUGUGCGGCCGCCGCUGCGCAGGGAGGCGGAGCUGGAGGAGGCGGCGACCUCCGGAGGGCGGCGGUGGGUGGCGGAGGGUGGGCUGCGGCGGCUGCAGCGCGCCAGGCUGGCCCUGCACCGCGUCGCCCGCCUCUGCGGUCAACACUUUGGGCUCUCGCUGUCGCUGUCCUUCCUCAACCGCCUGCUCCAGCUCGUCUGCACCAGUUACAGCUUCGUGCUCCUGGCGAACAACUGGCAACACCUCUCGUUCGGAUUACGUGCCCUUGCCGCUGCGUUCGGUGUUCUGCUGGAGGUUGAAGCCAGCUUCCCGCUAGCCCUGUGCUGGGCGUGCUCGUCUGCUCAGGAUAGAGCGGUCAGAGUUGGCCUGGUGCUGGACAAGAUUCAGUCCCUGCUGGGGCCCAGUGUUACGUCACGUUCUCUCCAAUUGGCAGUGGAGAAUCUGCGUUUUUCCGCUGCAGUCUUCUUUGACUUAGAUCUACGUUUAUUUGUUGCUCUUAUUGGUACGAGUGUCACAUAUGUUAUAAUACUUGUACAGUUUCGCAGAUAA
Messenger RNA from Schistocerca cancellata (South American locust), 579 nucleotides. Its product is annotated as putative gustatory receptor 2a. Gene Ontology annotation, cellular component: dendrite; membrane; axon. Bases 1 to 579 code for a protein of 192 amino acids. Gene Ontology annotation, biological process: sensory perception of taste. Lineage: Eukaryota; Metazoa; Arthropoda; Insecta; Orthoptera; Acrididae. The transcript has a single exon. The record is from RefSeq and is a predicted model, not a curated record.